CUUGUGGGCUUUCCGUAGUUGUGUCCUUGAAGUCGCAGAAUCAGCAUGGCGAACGUGAGCGGAGCGGCCAUGGAGGGCGAAGUGAUGCGUUAUGCUGAGUACACAUCCAAAUCAAACGUACGAAGUGAAGCAGAAAUCGACAAACGAUUUGGUGGAACUCUGAUUGCUGUUGGUCUUGGUGUGGCGGCUGCAGGCUUUGCAGGUCGCUAUGCAUUCCAGCUGUGGAAGCCGCUGGGACAAGUCUUCUCCGAGACCGUGAAGAAGAUGCCCACGUCGGCUUUCUCUUCCCAUUAUUACAAAGGAGGGUUUGAGCAGAAGAUGACCAAACGGGAGGCCAGCCUCAUCCUAGGAAUCAGUCCUACCAGCACUAAGGUGAAGACGCGGGAUGCCCAUCGUAGGAUAAUGGUUCUUAAUCACCCAGACAAAGGUGGAUCUCCUUAUCUGGCUGCCAAGAUCAACGAAGCAAAAGAUCUGCUGGACAAAGAGUCUCGUCGCUGAUCGGACCACUUGACCUUCAGAACCUGACAUUCUGACCUGGACCAUCUAACCUUCAGAACCUGAUAUUCUGAUCCGGACCAUCUAACCUUCAGAACCUGUCCUCCAUCCAACCUUCUGGGUGCCCUCAGAAAGCAGGAUCUGCACAAUUAGACAUUUUAUUAGUCUAGUGUAAAUUAUUAGUGUGGUUUGUAAAUGGACUAGUUUUGUUUUCAUAAGGAGUAUCAGUUAAAUAACAUUGAUAUGGCCUGUAUAGCAAGUGUACAGCCCCAUAUUCUGUAAAUAGUUCUAGAAUAACAAAUUCAGAUUUCACAGUAACCUAAUCCUUCCACCAUGACAUUGCAGAAUAUGGCCAUGCAAAUGAAAUGAACUAAAUGUGAAAUGUGGAGCUUUGAGAGAUAGGCGUGUGUGUGAGAAAGUGUGCAUGUUUUUGAAGAAGCUCAUUAGUAAUUUAUCGGAGAUUGCUGAAUAAAGCAUUUUAUGUACCGGCA
Molecule: messenger RNA, 986 nt
Organism: Osmerus eperlanus (European smelt)
Lineage: Eukaryota; Metazoa; Chordata; Actinopteri; Osmeriformes; Osmeridae
Gene: dnajc15
Product: DnaJ (Hsp40) homolog, subfamily C, member 15
Exons: 6
Coding region: 46-498 (150 amino acids)
Biological process (GO): protein import into mitochondrial matrix
Cellular component (GO): PAM complex, Tim23 associated import motor
Molecular function (GO): ATPase activator activity
Source: RefSeq, a predicted model, not a curated record